Molecule: messenger RNA, 11349 nt
Organism: Mercenaria mercenaria
Lineage: Eukaryota; Metazoa; Mollusca; Bivalvia; Venerida; Veneridae
Product: protein FAM102A-like
Exons: 10
Coding region: 155-1171 (338 amino acids)
Source: RefSeq, a predicted model, not a curated record
CGCAUGCGUAAUAGCAUCAAAACAGGCCAAACGGUGCGAUCAAUUAUCGAAGAAAAAGGAAUUGUGAAUAGAAAAAGUUUAAAGAACUGUGUACAUUUUAUGAUGGAUUGGAAUUGGACAAAGGCAAGAAUAUAAAUGAUGGACCCAACAUAAAAUGGUAGCCAACCCACUUUCUGUGGCACACAAUAUGAUGUCAUUUAUGUCUAGAAAGAAAAAAUACAAGUUUCAUGUGACCUUUGACCUUGAAGAGCUUUCAUCUGUGCCGUUUGUUAGUGGAAUUCUCUUUGCCAAAAUCCGUCUUCUGGAGGGUGGAUUUUCUGAAUUGUCAGGGAGGAAGGAAGUGUACAACCAUUGUGUAAAAUGGAGCAGCAAGUUUUCAUUUGACUGUAAAAUGACCUCCAGUGCCAACACAGGGAUACUGGACCCGUGUGUAUGUAGGGUCUCUGUUAGAAGGGAAUUAAAGGGAGGUAAAUCCUACCAGAAGUUGGGUUUUGCUGAUAUCAACCUGUCAGAGUUUGCUGGUUCUGGUUCACAGCAGAGACGGUUCCUGCUGGAAGGUUAUGAUUCCAAGCAUCGGCAGGACAAUUCUACAUUGAAAGUGACAAUGACUGUCUCCUUGUUAUCAGGAGACCCUGUCUUUAAAGUGAUGACACAGUCCCAAUUUUUGGUACCUGGUGAAGAAGAGGAGAAUUGUGAGAGCAGAGUUACCUCCCCUGAGGAAAGUAGUCUGGCCUCAAACAGCAGUGGGUUUGGGAGUUUGCCAAGAAAAGACCGACCAAGUGUAAUAUCUAGAGAGGGAUCUGAGAAGGAGUUUGAGAGAAGUCAUUCACGGAAUGGAAGUUAUACAAGUCAGCAUUCACGGAAUGGUUCCAACUACGGUUCCCUGACCCACAGUAGACAAAACAGUAGUGGAACCAGUCAGGAAGGUCAUCCUACACAUACAAGAAGUCCGAGUGCAGGCUCAUCUCUCACAGAGUUUGCCAAGGCAGAACGGAGAAGAAAAUUUGAAGAAUCUUCAUUUAAAGAACGUCGUGUGGACCAGACUCGUGUAGAUGCUGAGGGACUCGUAGAAGAACUGCUCGCUUCAACUGAUCUCAAACCUAUUGAAAUGGAUGAAUCUGCUGGAUUGCAACUACUGGUUGGAAAGGACGGCACAAUGGCUCUUAGAUGAGGACUACAGAAUUUCUAGAAACAGAAAAAACAGAGUGUAUAUGUCCCUACAAAAUCAAAUCUCACAGAGUAGAGCAACAGCUAUAUAACAGCAGUAUUUACAUCAAGCUUCAUCCAAACUCCAGAACAAAUGUUGGCAUUAGAUGCUUUAUAUUUAAAAUGUGUAGAAGUGACACAUUGUUAAAUGAGAGAGUGCAAUAGGUACAGGCAUUAUUUUUGUGGUAUAUCGGUGCUGAUGUCUAGCAGCGGCAUCUUAUAAAAAUGUUUAAAGUAUCAAGUUAAUACGAAAUUUUUGUAACUGCAUCUUAAUCAUUAUACAGUUACAAUGGAUUUAUGAAUGCUACUAAUAAUUGCAUGGGUAUUAACAGUAAGCUUACCUUGAAAAAUUAUAAAUUUUACUUAGUAAGCCACAUACCCUGGUAUAUGAAUAAGAAUUAUUGGGUACAUUUUUGUAGUUCGAAUUCAAAAUUAUGGCAGACACAUUAUAAGCCUUUAAGGUGUAAUGAAUUUCAUAUUGAUUAUAUUAAGAAAUAAAACAAUUUGGAAUUUAUUAUACAGUUUAUAUGUGCUGGAUAAUAAGUUAGAGUGAAGGAAAGUAUGCAAGUCAAAGAAGUUGGACUGUUAUUUAAUUUGACUUAUUAAGACAAAAAUGUCAAGUUUUCUGAAGAAGUUAAAUGAUGUGUGAUUCUCUUAGCUUUGUCAUGGUAAUUUGUAUAGAUGUCACACAAUGUGUUGCUAAGGAGAGAACAAGUUUUUACUGUGCUCAGUGAUUCCCCUACAAUGUGCCUGAGAUCAACAAAAACCUCAUAUGAAUACAUGUGUAUAUAUGUCAUAUGCAUCAAAGAUUAUUUAUCUAAAAUGAUACAUUAAUGUCGGCUUACUUGAACCAAAGGUUCGGGGUUCAAUUAGUAUAGGUGUGUAGUCUGACAUCCACCAUUUAUUGUUUUUGAAAUCAAUUUUCCAUGACCCGUUUGGUGGAUCUUCACAAAACUUAGGUUGGGAGCAUGCUUAUGCACAGACGUCUCAAAGUUAGAAAUAUUUCGAAAGCUUCAACAAGGGAAGUUCACAUAUAGUAAUACGAUGUGUUUCCAUCAUCAGGUGAGUGACUAAGGGGCCGUUUAAACUGCUUCAUUCUUGUUCAUAUAGGAACUGCUGCUCCUAAAGAAACGGGAGAUUUCUUUGUUCUGAACAAUUAGAUGUCUUGUUUGUUUAUUUGUUAAGUCUGUCACGAGAUUUUCCUCUGCAGGAAAUCUGAAUUCGUAGACAUUAAUUUUCUCUCAUAGGCCUAAGUAAAAAGAUUUAAGAUUUAAUUUUGUUGCCAACUGAUCUUUAUAGACACUUAAAAUGUGUUUUUGAGUAUACAGUGUAACAAAUUUAUUUCAAUAAUGUCUGGUUCUAAGAAUAUUUAAAAAAAGAUCUACUUGUUCACAACAUGUGCACAGUCCUUUCUAAUUAUCUAGAAGUUAAAACUAGGUUUUAAUCAAUGACUGUUAAAUGUAUUUGUUAGUUAACUGUGUACAGUGAAAUACUGCUCCCUUGAGCAUCGUGUCUAGAGCACCUGUGCUGACUCAAGCAAUUGAUGUUUUCUGCAGCAGUUUUCCAUAUAUUUUCUAUGUUUGGAUGGCUAGAAACCCUGAAUAACUUGUGCAUCUAUGUCCAUCCCCUUGCAGUUUGGAGCAGUCGGUGUUUCACUGUACUCAUGUUAGUAGGAAAAUGUUCUCAAUUGUAUGCUUGUAUUAAUAUAGUGACUAUACCCUGUGACAAAAACUUUUUUAAUUAUUUGUAUUGCUUUUAAGUUUGGACCAUUAAUUAUAAAAGGCCACUAUAUGUUUGAUUAUAAUAACACACUCAUACAUGUGUAGUUUAUUUUUGUUUACAGAGCUGUAAUGGCUUUCAGUCAUUUUGUACUUUCUAAUUAUACUGACAAUAUAUCUGGAAGAAAAUAUGUAAACAGCUGUUGCUUAAAAUGUAAAAAGAGUAGGCAGAAAACAUUGUUGGUUUAGACAUGCUGAUUAUUAUGAACAUUAUUGGACAGACCUUAGGUCCUUUCAGAAUAUAUUUGGAGAUGGUAGUCAAUAAAUGCCAGCCUUAAAUACUCAGAAAAUCUUUUAGAUAUGUUUUUAUGAAAUGGCUGGUUGUGGAAUAUUUUAAGUGUGUUUUUAACACUUUCUUGUGUCAGUAAAAGCCAGUUUGUUUUAUUAUUUAAAUUAAUUAAUAAUUAAUUAAUUUAAUUCAUUUAUAUUUAAAAUCAUAUCAUUUUCAUUAGGGCAUUUUACAUUUCUUUCAUAAACAGCGAAAACCUCUGAUCAGAUUUUAUCAUGGAUCCACCUGGGAGAGGCCUAUGGUUCUACCCAAGUGCUUGCUCUUCCCGGAAAUAAUACUACUUGCUGUAAUUGACAAAUAAAUGCUUUAAUGCAACCCAAUUACAUAUAAUAUGAGCCGCGCCAUGAGAAAACCAACAUAGUGGGUUUGCGACCAGCAUGGAUCCAGACCAGCCUGCGCAUCUGCGCAGUCUGGUCAGGAUCCAUGCUGUUCGCUAACAGUUUCUCCAAUUCCAAUAGGCUUUAAAAGCGAACAGCAUGGAUCCUGACCAGACUGCGCGGAUGCGCAGGCUGGUCUGGAUCCAUGCUGGUCGCAAACCCACUAUGUUGGUUUUCUCAUGGCACGGCUCAUAUAACGUUUUUCAUGUUAUAUUACAAGUAUCAUUGUGUAACAUUUGCACUGUAAUUUAUUUAUUCAAAGGGCAUCUUAAUUAUAUUGUGAUCCAGAAUAAUCAUUUAACACAUGUUUGUAUUCAGUUGCAGAUCUAUAUUUAUUAUGUAUUUUUUGCUGUUUUUGUUUCAAAGCAAAUUGUAAGUCAUGAUUAUGUUAAACUGGUCUUGAUCUUGCAGUGUUAAGGAAAAUUAUUUAAGGGUAGGUAGGCUAAUAUCUGUUAAAUGUUUUAGCUUUACUGGUUUUAAUGGAGAAAAAAAGAAACCCAGUAACUGAAAGUCAUAAAAUUGUUAUUGUUUUUUGCACAAGUUAAACUACGUUAAUUUACUGUUUGCCAGAAAGGGAGGUAGGUUUUUUAAAAUGUACAAUUUAAGGUUUGAUUUCAUUACAAGUGUAAACUUGGUUUCUCGAACUCACUUAUGUUGAAACUCAGGCAAUCUUGCAGAGAUUUUUAAGUCUGGUCAGAGUUACUUCUUAAAGUAAAACUGUGUAAGUAAGAUUCAACAAAACUGCCACUUAUUGUUGUAUCAAAGUAAACUUGGAUAUUGUCCCUCAAAUUCCUGUGAUUUACUCCUUGAUGUGUCAAAGAAGAAAGUCGUUGCCUGAAUAAAGGAUAGACCAUGCUAAAAUAUGAAAUAAGUAAAUUGUAUAACAAAAUUUGCUUCCAACUGCCUGGUAAUGUCAAACCGUAUGUUAAAUGUAAAUGUCAUGUAAACCUGUAUAUGGGGCUAUGGGAAUGUUCUUGAAAAACUCCAACAAGUUAUCUCAAAGUAAAACACUCUGUCCUAUGGAAUUCAGAAUACAUGUGUGUCAUUAAAUUUUGUAAUUUAACAGUUGACCAUACCCAAAUUUCCUUGAAUAUUUUAAUGGCACACAAUGGGAAUCCUUCACAUUUUCCUUGAAUUCCAUCUAUAUAUAGAAGCAAGAGCAUUGACUGCCCAAGUAACUUACUUUAACUUCUCAGUGAUCUCUUAGAUAGCAGAAGUACGAGUUCUUGUCUGAAAACUAAUUAUCAGUACAUAAGUUCAUAUAAAGUUAAUUUAAGAAAUAAUGUAUAGAAAAACAGUGUUUUAACAGUAUUAAUGCACUGAAAGAGGUUAUACAUCUGUGGAAUAACUUCAGGAGGGUGUAACCCGUGUGAAUUCUUCUGGCGACGUAUAACUGAUUUUGAGUGUAUUAAUUUAGGUAAAACACGAUUUUGCUAUACAUUAUUUCGAUUCUAAUAUGCCCUUAAUCUAAAUCUGUGGAUAAAAUAUAGCAGCGCUCUUUCUUGGUUGCAACAAAAAUAUUGACGUCAUCGCACGUUAACAUGACGUCAUUUUAGCAUAAGCUUGUUUUAACAGAAACAAGCAUAUUAGAAUAAGAAAUAAUGUAUAGAAAAACCGUGUUUUAACGUUAUUAAUACAUGGAAAGAUGUUAUACAUCCGCGGAAUAAUUUUACAAAGGUGUAGCCCAGGUGAAUUAUUCUGACAACGUAUAAACGAUUUUGAUUGUAUUAAUUGAGGUAAAACAUGAUUUUGCUAUACAUUAUUUCAAUUCAAGUAUGCCCUCAAUCUAAAACAGUAGAUAAAAUAUAGUGGUGCUCUUUCUUGGUUACAGCAAAAACAUUGACAUCAUCACACGUUAAUGAGACGUCGUUUUAGCAUAAGUGUGUUUUAACAGAAAUGAGCAUAUUAGAAUAGGUGUUAAUUAGGCUGUUUGAAGUUGUUCACAAUCAUGUAUCCUUAUUAGUGCAAGUAAAUGUAAAGUAUGCUUAGAUUUCAAUGUUUUAUUCUUAGUAGUUCUUUUUAUUUGUAAUUAAUGUAAAUAAAGCUUUAUGUGAUACUUUACUGCUGUAUUGUAAGUCUCAGGUCUUACAAAACCACCAUUGUACGCUAGCUAUAUGUUUUUAUCUUGGUCUGUGUUCAACACUGUUAUAACUUACAUAUGUAGACACAUGAAUGCAUAGGUUUCUAUUCUAUAUUGGCAUUGAUCCUCUGUAACAGUAAGACAAACUUCCUUUAUGCCAGUUUUUGAGAAGAUCUUUAUGCCCAUAAGGCUUUUAAGUUUAUUAUUUGAAGAAAAAAAAAAAGGAACUGUCUAAAUGAGCCGUGCCAUGAGAAAACCAACAUAGUGGGUGUGCGACCAGCAUGGAUCCAGACCAGCCUGCGCAUCCGCGCAGUCUGGUCAGGAUCCAUGCUGUUCGCUUUUAAAGCCUACUGCAACUAGAGAAACUGUUAGCGAACAGCAUGGAUCCUGACUAGACUGCGCGGAUGCGCAGGCUGAUCUGGAUCCAUGCUGGUCGCAAACCCACUAUGUUGGUUUUCUCAUGGCACGGCUCAAAUAGAGAAUCUGCAUACUUACAUGGUUAGGGAAAUAUCAGUUAAAAUAUUGCUCAUGAACUUUUACAACAGCCACAAAGGGAGAUAAUCAAGGUGAAUGGAUUCAGUAAUAUUUUCCAUUAUGGUGAUCUAAUAUUUAGAUCUCAGAUAACAAGAUUCCAAAAGAGGAGAUAACAAGAAAUUAAUAUAUUUAUGUUCAUGUCAAAAAAUGUGUCAUCCACAUUGUUACUUACCAUCACAACCCUUCAGUACUAGAUUCCAAUUUAAGUAGAAAUUUUUCCCUUUUUAGUGUCCCAGUGGUAGUCCCUAAGUUAUUGAUGAAAUUAUGUCAUACGUACGUGCCAUCUCAAAACCAAAAAUUCACCAUACAAAACUAUUAUAGUUGUCAAGAUUUUGUGACCAUAAUUUUAUUAAGGAAAUAGGAAAGUAAAUUACUUUGUAUAUAAUAAUUUAACUUAAAGACAGUAUGUGUAAACAAAUAUUCAUUAAACUUGACAAGAUAUAAAAGGAGUAUUUUUUUUCGGGGGUGGGGAGGGGGGGGGGGGGGGGGGGGGGGUAAGAGUUUCAUAUAGACAUUGCACUAAACUCGGACCUAAAAUGUUAUGAAAACAAUUUAGGACAUGUAUCUACAUACAAGAUUCUGUACACGGAUCAGAGGUCAGACAAUUGGUGCUACUUCAUAUUGUUUUUACAGUUAGUAUUUUAUCAAGUUGUAAUGUAGGAAGUAUUCAGUAUUGGAAAUAAGCCAGUUCUUCAGUUAUUGGUUCUACUCCCUUGACUAACUCAUGACAGUAAGCUUGUAUUUUGACAUUUUGUGUUAAUGCAAAAUUCUGUAAGUUGUCUCGUAUAGAAGUUGACUGAAAAACUAAACAUGUCUUCCUUUCUAUAUUUUUGCUUUGCUGGUUUACUUUUCCAAUUGGAACAAAUUUUCUUCACACCCUUUUAGAUAGUUUUGUGCAUUAAAAGAAUUUGGAUAUGGUACAAAAUUAAAUGCAUUUAAGCAAAUGUGAUUUUCCCUCCAUAAUGGAUUUCUAAUGAUAUUAAAUGAUCUAGACAUUUGCUGGGCCAAAAUUCUGCAAGUUCUUUGUAUUUAAUAAAUUCACAGCCAUUGAACUUUGUUUAAUUUAAAAAAAAAAAAAAACAUGAAAAUUAGCAAAUUCUGUGUUGGUUGUUUUGUUGUAUUGUUCCUUGCUAAAAUCAUCUGAUAAGCACUUUUGAACAUGUUGAAAAGUGUGCUAUAUAAAUGUGGUAUAAUAAUAAUAACUUGUGGGAACCUAUACACUACUACUUGUGGGAACCUAUUCAGUACUAGAGAACAUGUAGGCAUGGUAAAACUAAAUUGUUUCCAACUAUUGUUGACAUGAUCAAUUUUCAUAAGGUUUUCAUAUCUGUUAAAAUUAGGUUGAACAUAGCCGUUUCUGUUAAAAACUAGAAGAAGAAAAAAUAACAAAAGAUCAAGUGCUUGGGAUUAUUUUUGAUUUUGCAGUACUUUCAAAAAGUAGAGCUUUAAAAUUAAUUUGCAAAAAGGUCUCAGUUUAUACAGAAGUAGAAUGAUUGACUUACAUACAAUUGUAUUUGAUCUCUUCUUUGUGUUGCAUACAUAAACGCAUUUUCUCAGUCGUAUGUUAUCAGUGACAAUUGUUUUUAUGUUUUAUAUUGUAAGACAUAAAGGGUUACAUGGGAGAUUUCUGAACUCCUUAGAACAGUAUGUGAUAAUUUUUUAUUGUCUCAAUCUCUCAUUUCCAGAGCUUUAUGGUAUAGGUAAACAGGUAUAGGUAAACAGACAGGUUACGGGAUAAAAUCAUUGAAAGCCAGAAAUUUACAUUCAGUAGAUUUUUCAUCAUAAAAAAGGUAUCUUGGUUCUUUUUAUUUGACUACAUCACUGUUAAAUCAUUUUGUAAGUAAUUUAAAUGUUACGUACUAGUGUUGAUAGAAUUAAACAUCUUGAUUUUCCAAUAUGUAUAUUUUUUUUUUUUUUUUUUUUUUUUUUUUUUUUUUUCAUUUUAGUUUUGUUCCCACUGCUUCCUAUUAGUUUCUGUGCUAUUUUAUGGUGGAAACUUUUCUUGUAGCUGUGAUCAUUAUAUGUUAUAGUAUUUUUAUGUCAUUUUGUGUUUAUUACAUGGCGAUUGUAUAAUGUAAAGUUUAUACCCAUUGUGCUUACAUUGCUUAUUGCCACUUAAAUGGCCCAUUUUCAACAUGGUUGAACAGUCGGCCAAAUAAGAAGAUGAUUGGGAUUUUUUUUUAUUCAAAGGAUUUUUUUAAUUUAAGACAAAUAUUGAUAAAAGAAAAAAAAAAGUAGGAAAAAAAAAAACAUUAAAUAUUUCUCUUUCUUGUUUUUUGAUGCUGUUAAAUUAUAUAGUAAAACAAACAGAAGUAAGGUUUGUGCAACAAAAAUAUCAUAAAAGACUCAUAUAUAUUUAGUAAUUACUUUGUGUUAACAUGUUUCCUUGUGUUACUAGUCUAUCCAAUAAAUGUUUUGUGUUCUGAGUAAGAAAAUAUUGCUGAUAUCUGUCUUUCAUUACCAAAAAAAUCCUAAACAAAAACCCUUAAAUUGUAAAUACAAGUAGUAAAUUUAUUCUGAAAGUAUAUUAAGCAUUGUGUUAAGUGUGUAACCUUAUGCUCAUAGUAUAAAAACUAUUAUCUGUUUAUUUUCUUGCCAUUGACAUAAUUUGUGUCUAUUACCAAUGACAAUAUGAAUAUAGUUCAAAGAUGUAUUUAUGAAUGCACGUAUUUCAUUUACACUAAUAUACAUGUAUUAAUAACCAGUAUAUAAAAUAAUUAGACCUUUUAUGGACGCCCAUUUGAUUUAUAUUGAUUUCUGUUGACAAAAUUACUAAAACGUCCACAAUAUAUUUUAAUCCAAUUUAAAUACUGUCAAUAUAUGGUGCAAGCCUUUACUGAUUUUCAAAAACCCAACAUAGUGUAAUUUUUCAUAUAGUUAUAUUUGCAAGAAACUGACAAAUUUUGUAUUCUUUAAACAUUUUAUUAUCUGAAAAUGAUAGGAAGUUGAUCAUAUUACAUUUAUAAUCUAUGAUUGGUGUGUAUCCUAAUACUUGGUAUACACUAAAGUGAAUGUCAUAAUAAAUGUACAAAAUGUUUUGUUUAACCACCUGAACUUUGUGUUGCGUUACUUUCCAUAAUGUUUGUGUCAGCCAUUGAAAAACGAAAUUAUUGUUCUGCAUAUAGAUAACAAUUUCACUUUUCUAUAUGCAGAACAGUAAUACCAAAUACCAUAAUUGCACAAGUGCCUUCUAAAUUUCAUCAUAUAAUAUAGAAAUAUUAACAGUUGUUAAUUUGUUAAUGUCCGAAGAUUUCAUAAUGUUAUCAUAGAGCAGUUUGUCCAUUUGAAAGGUACAGUUCUUCAUAGACAUCAAGUGACCUGUUUUCAUUAUUAUUGUUCUCUGGACUAAAUUUACGAAUGUAAAUAUCUCCACUGAUCUGUAAUUUUUAAGUAAGUAAUGCCAUGGUAAAAACAUGAGGAGCUUGAUGAUAAUAGUUACAUAGCUGCAGGACUUAAAAGUAAUGGUGGCGGCCUUCAGGUCCGAGUGGUUAAGGAAUCUAAUCUCAAAUCACUUGCCCCUCAUUGAUGUGGGUUUGAGCCUCACUCGAGGGCGUUGAAUUCUUCAUGUGAGGAAGCCAUCCAGCUGGCUUACGGAAUGUUGGUGGUUCUACCCAGGUGCCCGCCCGUGAUGAAAUAAUGUACAGAAGGGCACAUGGGGUCUUCCUUCACCAUCAAAGCUGAAAAGUCGCCAUAUGACCUAUAAUUGUGUCAGUGCGACGUUAAACCCAACAAAACAAAUAAAAGUAAUGCUAUCAUAAUGAAGUUGUUCAUUUAAACUUAGUGGUAGUCCUCACAAACAUUUCUUGACAUCUCAGUUUCAGUGCUUGUGUAAUUUUUACAUUUUACUUAUUAUAAUAAUAGAUAUGAGGAAUAAUUUAUGUUGAUACUACUACAGGAUUUGAGUAAAGAAAAGUUGUGUUUUGAAAAACAAAAGCUAUUUAACCCUUAGCCUGCUAAAUUUCUAAAAUGGACUGUUCCAUCAUUCAGUUUGGGCAAUACCAUUUAUUAUUCGAAGGGUUGUUCACUGAAAAUUUACUAACUGAAUAGCGAACAGUGCAGACCAUGAUCAGCCUGCACGGAUGUGCAGGCUGAUCUUGGUCUGCACAGGUCGCAAAGGCAGACUAACUCCCCGCUAACAGGCUAAAGGUUAAAAAAAUGCUUUUUUUGGUGUAAUAUAAGUUUCGCUGAUUGAGGCUCCUGUUGAAAGGUAUUGACAAAAACAUUUUGGAUUCAGAAACCGACACCAUAUUUUCCGAGUUAUUUUAAUGUUCAGUUCCUGUAUAAAGUGACUCUCAGUAACGUUUGUGAUUAUGUCUGUUAAAUUUUCAAGGUCAACUUAUUUCUGUUACUUAUAAAUUUUAAGUUAGAAUUGAUAUGUGAGCUUCCACAUAACAAAAUAGUACCUAUAAUGAAAAAGAUGUCAUUUUUCAGAAGUAUGGUCUGAAACAGAAUACGCAAAGAGUUUCUUAUUUAAAUUGGCCGUUUAUUUCUUAGCCCUAAAUAAAUUCUUUGUUUCCGGUAACAUGCUCAAAAAAAGGGGGUCAUGCCUUCAGAGCAUCAGUAAAUUGAUUUCUAACUGAACAUGUUUAAAGCAUAAAAAGUGCAGUUUUGCAACUUUUUGUCAAAAAGUUAAAAAAAAUAUUCACCAAGGCCAUAAAAACAUUCAGGGUCGGGCCAAAAAUUUAGGGUAGGUCAGGAUACCGGAAACGAACAAUUUUAUUUUUUUUACGCCUUAAUGCACUAUUAACAAUUGUCAAAAUGAAUCAUUUAAAAAUAUGUAAUUUAAUUACUUUUCUUAAUUAAGAUAAAACCCGGUCACAAGCUGGAAUAGUGUCUUUAGUUCAUAUCAAGAUGAUAAAAUACCAUUGUUAAAUUGAAAAUAACAUUAAAUGGUACCUUUUGUUGGUUUUCAUCUGUUUAUGUUAUGAAUGUAUUGUUAUUGUUUUUAGAAAACUCAUGUACAGUCAAAAUAUUUGAUAGGUCUAGUUUGUUUUUUCUUUGCAUAGUUUAUACUGAAUAUUAUGAUAUACAAAAUGUAGUAACAAUUUGUAUAAAAAAUAAUAAAACAUCUAUGAUGCUAGAGAA